GCGGGCGGCGUUGCCGGCUCAGUCGUUGCGCAGGAGUGGUCGCCGAGGGAUGUGUGGUAUCGUAAUCGCGAGUGUGACCGAGGAAUAAAGGGGACCGGCGUCGUAGUUUUCGCUCGCGUUCCAUUCCUUCUCUCUUUCUCUCUCUCUUUCUCUCUCUCGCACGUCUGUCUCGCGCUCGCGCGGAUAUCGCAGUCGCCGUCGUCGUCGCGGCGUUCAAGUUCUUUUCUCGGCCCGAUCCUCCGCGCGUUGGCCCGUUUUAGCCGGUACACGGAUCCACGCGGAUCGUGUGCUUUACUUCACUAUUUAUUGUACAAAGGACUAUAAAGCAUAGCCGACACAAUGUCUGUGGAUAAGGAGGAAUUGGUGCAACGCGCGAAACUCGCUGAGCAGGCGGAAAGGUACGACGAUAUGGCGUCCGCGAUGAAGGCGGUCACCGAGACGGGAGUCGAGUUGUCGAAUGAGGAAAGGAACUUGCUCUCGGUGGCAUACAAGAAUGUCGUAGGAGCGAGACGCAGCUCGUGGCGGGUAAUCUCCUCCAUCGAGCAGAAGACCGAGGGCUCCGAGCGUAAACAGCAGAUGGCCAAGGAAUACCGGGAAAAGGUCGAAAAGGAAUUGCGCGAGAUCUGCUACGACGUAUUGGGACUCUUGGAUAAGUACCUGAUCCCCAAGGCUAGCAAUGCCGAGAGCAAAGUAUUCUACCUCAAGAUGAAGGGUGACUACUACAGGUAUCUCGCAGAAGUCGCCACUGGUGAGACCAGAAAUACCGUGGUAGACGACAGCCAGAAGGCAUACCAAGAUGCGUUCGAAAUCAGCAAGUCAAAGAUGCAGCCUACCCAUCCGAUCAGGCUAGGUCUCGCCCUCAACUUCUCGGUCUUCUAUUACGAGAUCCUCAACUCCCCAGACAAGGCCUGUCAGCUGGCCAAACAGGCGUUCGACGACGCGAUCGCGGAGCUGGACACACUUAACGAGGACAGCUACAAAGAUUCCACGCUGAUCAUGCAGUUGCUGCGUGACAACCUCACUCUGUGGACCAGUGAUACGCAGGGCGAUGGGGACGAGCCACAGGAGGGCGGCGACAACUAACCUUCCUAAGCUUAAGUCCUUUCUAAACCUAAUAAGAACAUCCUAUUCUCUAUCGUCCCCCCGUCCCCCUGAAGUGCUCACCCAUAUGUCCAUCCACCCGGAUCCAUCCACCCAUGUCCACCAUCUCCUCUCGUCCCUCGCGCGUACCUCGUUUCCUUCUUUUCCUUCCUUCUUUUUAACCGCAGGCCUUCCUUUUUCUUAAAUCUCUCUUUGAAAAAGAAAUUGGUCCCUUUUCAUUUCUCUCCUUUUCUCUUUCUUUCUCUCUCUUUGUCCUACGACCGCACACUGCUGCCGAUGCCACCGCCACAGCUGCUACGCCCGGUUCGAAAAACUUGAACAUAGAGAGAACACUCGAAUAAUCUAUUUAAGCUUGAUUGUGUUCUCCUCUCGCGGAUGAUGCUAAGGGAAAGAUACUUCUAAAAGUUGAACCUAGACAUGGAAUUGAAGCUUUGUCGAUAUUCGGAGUGAAUAAAAAUUGUUGAUUAUGAAAUGUGUAUGGAGUAAAAACGUGCGAAGAGAAACAAUCAUCGGCGAGGAGGAAUAAUUGAGCCUUAUGGAUCAUUUAGUUUUUCUCUGGUACGAAGUUUUUCAAACAAAAUGUAAUCCUUGUUUGAUCCAUUUGAAUGAAGGAACAGGAAUUGUGGAUGAACAGAGGAAAGGACAGGAGGAAACACACACUCACACAUACAUCUCCCCCUUUCCCGCAUACCCUGUCUCGUCGAAGCGUAUAUCCCUCUGGUGAUCAUCGGUAACGCACAUUACAGAAGAAAAGUAUGCGCUAAAUUAUUCAGCUUCACGAGUAGCAAAAAAGUGAUAUAGUACUAAAAGAUGAAUCACAACGUUGGGACGAGAUACGGAAUGCAGAGGAUAACAUACUAUCAUUACUCCCAGAAUCUGUUCGCUAUUUACCAUUAAAAGAAGAAGAGUGUAACGUUAGAAAGAAAAAGAAAACCUAAAAUACAGGAAAAAGAAAUAACGCGGAGGUACGAGAAGAAGCGAAGAGAAUGAGAAAAUGAAAAGCACGCAUGAAUCUACUACAUUAUACCCAGUUGUCAUUUAAAUUAAAUUUCACAUUGUCUAGCAAGUACGAAUAUUAUUAUACGAAGGGAAGAACGCAGGAGGAGAAAGGAGAGUAAAAAAAAAAACAAAUACAUUAAGUUAUUAAGUUCCAAAACGACAUCAGUGGUAAUUUGAUUUUCACACUCUCGCUGUUUUUAUCUUUUUUAUCUUUUUUCUUUUCUCCUCUCUCCGCAACAUAACCAUCACAAUUUUCCACACAAUUCACAUGCAAUUUGGUAUAUAUCUCUUCUCAUGCAUAAAUUCCUUUCUUUUCCUUUUCGUCACAAUUGGUGAAAAAAAACUUGGCGGUUAUCUCCUUCUUACUGAAAUCCGAUAGUCUUAAAAUCUAUUCUUGAAUUUUCCUUAUCGCGUUGCAAUUUUAUCUGCAACUUAGAAUUUUAUCUAUAACGCAGAGAUAAAUCAAUCAAGAUCGUCAGUAGCGUACAAAUAAUUAUUCUUAUUAUCACAAUCGUAUAAAAAGAGAAGGAGAGCACGUUUCUGCUCGUCGUCGUUCUGCUCGUCGUCGCGGUCGUUCACAUACGCUUCUUAAAUUUCGUGUGAUUGUGGAAUGAAAUGCGGAAGAAGGAGGAUAAGACGUGAACCGCUCAGUUUGCUAUUGUCAUCGUCGAGCGUGGAGAUUUACACACGUUAGAUCGUCGUAUAUAUCCUGAUCCUGGCGUCUGAAUCUUUCGACUUUUUCGCACUUUCUAUUUCAUUGCCUCUUGUCUCUCUAUUAUAUUAUACACGAGAGAGAUUAUAAUAUAUACACCACAGAAUAUAUUUAUCACUUAGUAAACUCGUAUCGUGAUCGAGAAGAAUGGAGAGAGAACAAAUUGUACGCACAUAUACACACGAAUAUAUAGAUAAUCGCAUAUUUACUUUCGUCUUGUGCGAUGUUCAUUUCCAAGGGUUCGCGAGAGAAUUGCUGUGUGUUACGAAUCGUGCUUCUCGAGAAUAUCAUUGCGUAGAGUAUCGAGAUCCGAAGAAGCUCGCGGCACCUAGCCUCUCCGUAAAGGUGUACACAUCGAAAGAAGUUGUUUACGCAAGUCUAUUUGUAUAUGCAAAUUAUCGACUGGCUAAGAUAGACCGGGCGCGAAACAAUGUAUAGAAUAAAAUCAUCGAACGUAUUGAAAUUAAUUGCCUUUACAUUUUAGAGAUAUAUAUAUGGAGUGAGAUGCGAGGCUUCGUUCGACGUGUACCGUGUAUAUCACGCAGAUCAUAUCUGAAGCGUGAUGUAUUUCUAUCGUACUAAACGGAUCUAAAAGAUAUAUUCUUCACAUUAUAAGAGAAGACUGCAAGAGACUCUAACGGGAGGUCAAAGACUAUUCAAACACAUUCUCUGUAUCGCGCUCGUCAUCCGACGCGAAGAAAGAGAGAAAAAAAAAAGAAAACAGGAAACGAGGAGCUAAGUAUUUUCGCUCUUCUCGUAUAUAUAUGUAUAAUUAAGUAUAUGUAUAUACGUGCUGACAUCAUAUAUAUACACACAUUCAAACAUACACGUACAUCACGCUUAUGUAAUAUCGCUAUGGGAGACAGUUUUAACAAGUUAGUCGCUAAUUACACGUGAACGGGUAAACGUUUUCCUAUUGUCGUUUGAUAUUUCUUGAUGUAUAAUCGGUGUCUCUGUCGCAACAAGACUGUCUAAAAAUCGCCAGGAACGUCAUUUGAUAUGUUGCGAAGAAAGAAACAGAAACACAGAAAGGAAAAACGAAGGAGAAUGAGACAAAUCGUGAAUGUUGACAUCUAAACGGCGACUUCUCCUAUCCCCCCGCCUCCUUCCUUCAAACGAGAGCGAGAAUGUAGCGUGUAAUUGAAGUAUUGUAAUUUAUCGUUGUUGUUUUGAUCGCCAUGGGACUCAAAUCUGUUCCAUCUCGAUAGAAUAUCUUGCGACUUGCGUUCUUUGUAGACGAGUCUUUUAGGAUCGAGACAAAGGAUGAAGUAAAGAUUGAGAUACAGACGACAAGAAAUUAAAUAUAAUUGCGCAACAGUAUAAUCCCAUGCUUGUGACUCCAUUACAAUCGAUUCGCGGUUAAAAUCUGUGCCAUUCUAACAUCACUUAUAUUUAUUUUUUUGUACAUUGUAUCUCGUGCUUUAUCCUGUCUCUCGAUACUUAGCGUUGUAUAAGAAAAAAGUCGAACGAUAAAAGCGCAGACGAGUAUCAUCCCAUUUGUAUCCUUCUUCCUUUGAUCUUCUUAUCUCUAUCUUUAUCCAAAAUGUUUUGAAAUGAAAAUUCAACGGGGGCUAAUUUAGGCGGGACCGGGCGUGUGUGCAUGUGUGAUUAAAAGUGGCAGGAUGCGAAAACCGUCACGAUGUAUAU
Messenger RNA from Camponotus floridanus (Florida carpenter ant), 4459 nucleotides. RefSeq names its product 14-3-3 protein zeta (gene 14-3-3zeta). Gene Ontology annotation, biological process: signal transduction. The transcript has 5 exons. The record is from RefSeq and is a predicted model, not a curated record. Gene Ontology annotation, cellular component: cytoplasm. Bases 340 to 1083 code for a protein of 247 amino acids. Lineage: Eukaryota; Metazoa; Arthropoda; Insecta; Hymenoptera; Formicidae.